Coffea arabica (coffee) is the source of this 603-nucleotide messenger RNA. RefSeq lists its product as uncharacterized. NCBI's taxonomy places the organism in Eukaryota, Viridiplantae, Streptophyta, Magnoliopsida, Gentianales, Rubiaceae. The record is from RefSeq and is a predicted model, not a curated record.
AUGGCAGAUUUGCUGGCACGAAUAGUAGACCAACAGGGUCAGGGUCAUGGGAAUAAUGCCGGAAACCCUGGAAAUAAUCCGAGCAAUCACGAGGGAGUGGACCGUGCCUUAGAAUGGUUUCAAAAAUUUGCACCUCCAAAAUUCAUAGGUGGACCAAGCCCUGACUUAGCUGAGGGAUGGAUGGACCGCAUGAUGGAUAUAUUCGCUGCGCUCGGGUAUCCAGAGGAACGGCAAGUAUCUUUUGCUGUCUUCCAAUUUAAGGGACCAGCCCGAGCAUGGUGGAACGUAAUAAAGGCUAAGUGGAAACGAGAGCAGACCCCCUGGACUUGGGUCAAUUUCACCCAUGAGUUUAACAAGAAGUAUUUGCCACCGAUUGUUCAAGAAAGGCAAGAAGAGGACUUUAUCCGCCUGCGUCAAGGGCCGUUAAGUGUGGCAGAGUACGAGACACAAUUUACAAAACUCUCUCGUUUUGCUCCAGAAUUAGUACUAACAGACCGAAAGAGAAUUCGUCGGUUUGUCCAGGGUUUAAAAGUGAAAAUACAAGAGGCACUGGCGGCUGCCCAGUUGGAUACAUUCAGCCAGACCCUGGAAAAGGCACAGUGA